Molecule: messenger RNA, 2003 nt
Organism: Oreochromis niloticus (Nile tilapia)
Lineage: Eukaryota; Metazoa; Chordata; Actinopteri; Cichliformes; Cichlidae
Gene: gpatch4
Product: G patch domain containing 4
Exons: 8
Coding region: 137-1312 (391 amino acids)
Cellular component (GO): nucleolus
Molecular function (GO): nucleic acid binding
Source: RefSeq, a predicted model, not a curated record
CCUUCCGUGACGUGUUUCCGGUGUCAUGUCAGCGGUCUGCUGGCACCGCAUGUUUACACGCUGAUGCUCCUGCACGGUUCCAGUCCUCACGUUUUUCAGUGAAACAGUUCGACUGAAACAAAAAGGUCAAACGGAGAUGGCAGAAGUCGUUCAAGAGAAAAGUCGUGGCUUGAAGUUUGCGGAGCAGCAGCUCCUUCGGCACGGCUGGGAGCAAGGUAAAGGACUGGGACGAGCUGAAAACGGCAUAUCAGAGGCCAUCAAGGUGAAAGUGAAGUGUGACAAAGGAGGAGUUGGCCAUAAAGAAGGGGAGCAGUUCACCUUCCACUGGUGGGAUCAUGUGUUCAAUAAAGCCUCCUCCAGCCUGCAGGUGGAGUCUGAUCAAAAUGGGAUCAAGCUGAAGAAGACUACAGAAGAAGAGGAUGGGAUGAUCUCCAAUAAAAAGCCAAGGAAAGCGACACUGGCUAAAGAUAAGCUGUAUGGAUGCUUUGUCAAGUCUGCCACGCUGCUGUCGGGUCAGGAGCAGCCAGAGCCGAAGGCGUCCAGCUCGGAUGACAGCAGCAGCUCAGACGAGGAGGAUGACCAGAGGAUGGAUCUCUCCAGCACCACCAAGCUUUCUGACACUGAUCUUAUGAAAGUUUGUGGAGGACGCACAGCUCACAAGGGAGCCAGGCACGGCUUGACCAUGAGCGCCAAGUUAGCCAGGCUGGAGCAGCAGGAGGCCGAGUUCAUGGCCAAGUAUGGAAAGAAGAACCAACCAGCUCCUCCUCCAGCCUCCUGUUUAGAGACGCAGGAGGAGACGAUGGCAAGCAGAAAAAAGAUGAAAAUUAAUGAGUUGAGUAGUGAUGAAGUUUGUGAAACCCCCGAAACAGAUGUUCAACCUAAAAAGAAAAAGAAGAAGAAAAAGAAUAGCGCUGAUCCUGAGGAAAGAACUGAUGAGGAUUUGAUCCAUGUAGAAAACUGCGAGGCAGACGAUUUGCACAAGAAGAAGAAGAAGAAGCAUAAGAAGAAGAACAAAGUGGAGGAGAAUGGAGUCGAAGAGACGCAUUCACCGGCUGCAGAGAGCGAGGAGGUGACUGCUGAGAUGCAUGCUGACGAGGGCAAGAAGAAGAAGAAGAAGAAGAAAUCCUCUAAACCCCUAAAGGAAAAUGAGAGUGACUGUAAGGAGUCUAGCCAAUCAAAUCACACCGGACUAGAGGAAUCAGACGUCACAGAGUCAACAGUGAAGAAAAGGAAAAAGUGCAAAAAGGACAAAACAUGUACAGAUAAGGAGGCGGCUCCUCCUCUGAAGAGGAAGAAGAAGUCUAAAGACUAGUGUGUGAUUAACUGGGAAUCUAAUUCCAUGUCUGAAGACGGCGUGCUUUCCCAGUGUACUCGUCUGUGGUGCUAAACCGGAAUCAUCAGUCGACCAGCAAACAUAAACAGGAAGCACUUUGAUCAAAUUUACACCCAUUUAUUCUGGUUACAAGUCCACAAGGCGGGAAUGUUAGCAUGAUCCUUUGACAUGACCGGAAUAAAUGAGUGAAAUUGUGGUUAAAAAAAAAAAAAUCAGCUGAGGUUUCAUGUGAAUGCUUCCUGUUUAGCUUUGUUUACUCGAUAUUAGAGGAACUUGGUGAGUUACAGUCUAAACAUGGACUGUAAAGGAAUUUUGGAUGUUUUCAAAAAACUGGAAAACAUCUUUAACUACAUCCAGCAGGUGAAGCGCAUUACACGCUGUUUAGAGAAGUUGAUGAUGAUUUUUUUUAAUGAUUGCCUUUAUAACAUGAAAUGUGGCCUAAAUAAUCCAUCACAACCAGACGUGGCUUUUCUAAACUGAGACUAACAGUCAUGAUAGCUGGAGUCCGUUUACAGCUGUUCUGGGAGGUAAACAUGAAAUAUAAAGAAUCUUUACAAGCUCCCUUUGACGGAGACCCCAGCUGCAUUGUGUUUUUACAAUACUGCUGUAGGCCGUGGAGUAUUGUGACACAUGCUGGUUUUAUAUGCAAAUUAAAUGAUCAGACUCUGCA